GCCCAUCUCUGGUCGUGGACCAGCACAUCAGCAGCAUGGAGGAAAAACAGCCCCACGCGCCUCAGCAACAGUAACGUCGUCUGGUGUGCGCGGGCACGGGCACGGAACCACUGAGAGACUGAGGGAGCGCGCACCUCAACGCCAGCUGUCCACUGAGGGGGGACCCUUGCCGCCCCUCCCCAAAAGACAUGUCAAAAAACGCCGAAUUUUGAAUCUUUUGUUUUUCAGCAGUUGAGAACCUACAGAUACAUUCACUCACUUCGAUAUUACAGCACAGCUCCAGCAUCACCUUUACACCGCGUGAGCCCAUCGACCACCAGCAGCACAGCAACGCCCAUAGCAACGCCUCCUCUGCGCAUCCUCCUUCUGUUUCUCUGACCCAGCAACACCGGCCGCCCUCCACCAACAACCAACCUGUUUUCCUAACGUUGGAACCAUAUCAAACCGUUGCGCUUUCUUUUUAUCGCAAAGGACCAUGAACGCGCUGUGUGCAUUCAUUCUUUCUUCAGUCAAAGUCACUCAUCAUUCCGAAAGCCCUUCCUCGAGCUGAAACUGAGGGAUUCUUUUCCCUUGAACUCACCUGUAAGUUCUGGCCUAUCAAGGAACUGGCAGCGGCACGGGAGCUCCGCCCACCACACCCUCGAAAUGAGGGACAAGGCCACUCAGACCCCUAGGGCCUGGGUAGAUGAGCGGAGGAGAGGCUCUCAUAAGCGAUCGGCUUCUUGCGGCAGCACUGACCAGCUGAAAGAGAUCGCAAAAUUGCGACAACAGCUCCAACGUAGCAAACGCAGCAGCCGCCAUCGCCGGGACAAAGACCGCAAGUCACCCUUUAAUGGCAACCAUGCUAUCAUCCAGUCACAGUCUCAGAUGCCUAAAACCAUCCUGAUUCCCAUCCCCAUCUCUAAGUCCACUCCUCCAAGAUUUCGGAACAGCAUAGAGGGGCUCAACCAGGAGAUUGAACGCAUCAUCAUACGGGACACUGUGGAACGAGAUGAGAUCAUAAUACCACAGGAUGUUCCUGAUGGGCACCGCGCACCCCCUCCCCUCCCCCAGCGCAGCAGCAGCACACGCAGUAUUGACACACAGACGCCCUCGAACGGCGGGCUUGGCAGUAACCGUAGCAACAGCAGCAGCCGAGCUGACUCUGUCUCCCCCUCGUACCUCAGCAUCCUCAACGACACGGUCGGAAACAGCCCACUCGAUGACACGCUUAAUGAGAGCAAAGAAAGAGACCUGGGACCUUGGUCCCCUCUGCCCAAAUAUGCUUCAUCUCCAAAGCCCAACAACAGCUAUAUGUUCAAACGCGAGCCUCCGGAGGGCUGCGAGAAAGUUAAAGCUUUUGAAGAAAACCAGCCAAGGCCUCUCCAAGAAAUUCCUCCAUAUCUCUGCCCAGACAGAAACAAGGUGAACUUCAUUCCCAAAAGCGGAUCUGCUUUCUGCCUGGUGAGCAUCUUGAAGCCUCUGCUGCCCACCCAGGAGCUGAACUUCCGUAGCGGGGUGGGAUACCGCAGUAUCUCCCCCUCCUUGGUGCCGCUGGGUGGGGUCGGGGUUAGGAGCCUGUCCCCCUCCGUGGGUCCCGUCCUGUCACGUGGACGUCAGUCACCAUGUCUCCCACGACACCUUGAGGAGCCAGAGGGUUAAAACGGAACAAAGGAACCUCAGCAGAUGCCAUUUUCCCACACUCCUGUAUUGUCUGAUAGAGUCAGAGCUUUGUUAAGAUUUUAAUUAAGAACAUGUUCUGAACAACUUCGAGAGAUAUCAGUCUUUUUUCUUUUUGUUAUUUAAGGGUAAUGGUAUUAUAUGUAAAAUGGAGGAUCGAAAGGAGGGUUUUCAAUAUGGUGUAUGUAUAUAGAUGAAGCAUUUUUAGUAUUGCACUUCUUUUUACUUUCUCAACGAUUUAUUGCAUUUUACCAUGAAGCCUUUGAAUUUUCUUAUGUAUAGCUGCAUCCUUUAACCUACACAAGAGUCUGGAAUAAUUUUGAAUGUUUUUCAAAGGUCUCUUAUGCUGCAUUUAUUUGAUUAAAAAUACAGUAAAAACAGAAAUAUUAUUACGAUUUAAAAUAACUAUUUUCUUUUUGAAUAUAUUUUAAA
Megalobrama amblycephala (Wuchang bream) is the source of this 2091-nucleotide messenger RNA. RefSeq names its product family with sequence similarity 117 member Ba (gene fam117ba). The transcript is spliced from 8 exons. Bases 646 to 1641 code for a protein of 331 amino acids. Lineage: Eukaryota; Metazoa; Chordata; Actinopteri; Cypriniformes; Xenocyprididae. The record is from RefSeq and is a predicted model, not a curated record.